AUGGAAGAACAGGUUUCCGAAAAAAUAAUUAUCGAAAAAGAAAAGGACAAUGAUGAUGAAACUUUAGGUGGGGAGGAUGAUGAAAAUGGUGAUGAUGUUGCUCAGGAGGUUGAUAAAAAUGCUAAAGAAGAAGAAGACGAUGCAACAGAAGAAGAAGAUGAUGAACAACUUGAAGAUAGUGAAGAUGGGUUGGAAAGUAUAACACAUGCAGCAAUUGAAGGUGACCAGGAUGCUCUAUCAAUUCCUGAGUUUACUAUGAUGACUGUAUUGAACUAUGAUGCGAAACCCAGUAAAGAAGAAAUGAACAAAGUGAUGGAUAAUGAUGAAGCAUUCUACGGUAAAGUUUGUCAGUCUAGCAGGAAGGGGGUGGAGUUUGCCAGUAUAGAAGAACUUAAUGACAAGCGAAUGGAGUUGUUCACGAAAAAAUCUGUGGUGGAUAUCUUCAGCGGAAUGAUGGAUCCUUCUUAG
Messenger RNA from Nicotiana tabacum (common tobacco), 468 nucleotides. The record is from RefSeq and is a predicted model, not a curated record. NCBI's taxonomy places the organism in Eukaryota, Viridiplantae, Streptophyta, Magnoliopsida, Solanales, Solanaceae.